AUGACUCGUCACCUCCUGCAUCCAGGCCUCAUCUCCUCACCUCCAGCAUCUAUAGGCCUCAUACCCUCACCUCCAGCAUCUAUAGGCCUCAUCUCCUCACCUCCAGCAUCUAUAGGCCCCAUCUCCUCACCUCCAGCAUCUAUAGGCCUCAUCUCCUCACCUCCAGCAUCUAUAGGCCUCAUACCCUCACCUCCAGCAUCUAUAGGCCUCAUACCCUCACCUCCAGCAUCUAUAGGCCUCAUCUCCUCACCUCCAGCAUCUAUAGGCCUCAUACCCUCACCUCCAGCAUCUAUAGGCCUCAUACCCUCACCUCCAGCAUCUAUAGGCCUCACACCACCUCCAGCAUCUAUAGGCCCCAUCCCUCACCUCCAGCAUCUAUAG
This is a messenger RNA of Homarus americanus (American lobster), 381 nucleotides long. Its product is annotated as branchpoint-bridging protein-like. The record is from RefSeq and is a predicted model, not a curated record. The coding region runs from base 1 to 381 and encodes 126 amino acids. Lineage: Eukaryota; Metazoa; Arthropoda; Malacostraca; Decapoda; Nephropidae. The transcript has a single exon.